CAAUUUCUGCGUCUACUGUCUAUGCACACAGAUUAUCUAUGUAUCAACCUAACUGUGAGAGUUGACGAGAAAUAAAGUCACGUUUAUAGUUUUCUGUGAAACCUUUAUUAUUUUGUGAUUUUAAGUUGUGUUCCAAAGUGUGAUAGAAGAUAAUUAUAUCUGCUCAUCAGCAUAGCUGUAAAUCCUUCCUUCUGACGCCGACGUGUUCUUACAAGCAUUUUGUUUGAGAGAUUUCUCGGGAGAAUUUCCGGUACAUACUAAGGAUGGGAAAAGAAAAGAAAGCGGACACAGAGAAAUCUGCAAAUGGCGACAGUGUGGACGACGAAACCAAAAAGAAGAAGAAAAGUAAGAAGCACAAGAAACACAAACGUACUUCAGAAGAGUCUGGAGAAAAGACGCAUAAAAAGAAAAAGAAAUCUAAGAAAGAAAAACAUAGAAGCCCAAAAGAAGAGAGUGAGACGUCGUUGUCAGACGUUGAGGAGCUAAUAAAAAAGGGACGACAUCAACUCAAGAGACCCAAUCUCAUUGUAACGACAAAAACAAAAAAUGGAGACGCUUCAGGCAAAGGUUUAUUCCAUGGCAAAUCAUACGUACGUAAGGUGGAAAAACAAGAGACUUUAGAAAUAUUAUCUUCUAACUCUGAGACUGAAAACUACCAAGAAGACUGCGAAAGUCCUGAGCUGAUGCUAAUAGAAGACGAUUUGAACCUCGAGGACUUAAUGAAGCAAAAAGAAUUACUUCAAGCCCGCCUCAUUGCUUAUUAUUCCGAAAAGAGUGAUGAAGAACCUACAAAAGAAGACAAAUUUAGUGAAGUCAUAUGUAUAAAUGACGAUACAAGAUCACCUAUCGUUAAGAAAUCGAAAAAAGAAAAAGAUCACGAGCACAAAAGAAGCAGUAAACAUAAAUCUAGUAAAGAUCACUCAUCAGAAAGAGAAAAACAUAAGCCUAAAAGACAAGAAGAGGAUUUACGAGAAAUUAUCAACAGAGAAAGUAGAAAAGAAAUGGAACGUCGAUUGGAAGAAAGAGAGGGUAGAGAGAGAAAAGAAAAGGAACGUCGAAAGUUAGAAGAGAAAGAACGAGAACGAAGAAGAGAACGUGAAAGAGAAAGAGAAAUUAGGGAACGGGAGCGAGAACGCGAACGGGAAAAGGAGCGCCGGUCAAUAGAAGCUCGGCGAAGGGGAGAACGGGAACUUUUAAGAAUAACACGACGGUCGCGAGAUAGAUCGCCGCAAGCUACGCGAAGAGAUCAGCGGACUGGUGACCGUGAGCGACGAUCUCGGGAACGUAAUCUCGAUAGGCGAGACAAAUACUCGCGGUCGGAUGUACGGGGCUCCAAGGGCAUCGUCGACGAAGUAACACAGAUUGUCCCAAGUUCAAGCGAUGAAGAACUCAACAUAUCAAUUAACACAGAUGAUGAUGAGGAAACUGAGGAGCAAAUUAUCGAAAGGAGGCGGAAACAAAGAGAACAGCUUAUGAAGCGGCUUGGUAGCGACACCGCUACGAGUAAACCUGAAGAAGCAACAAGAAAAUCUUUAUCACCGAAAGAUACGAAAAAUAGCGGAAGAGUUGUAACGGAAACAGCAGAGGUCCGAGUUUUGAAAGAAAAUGAAACCAAAGACAAGAAAACGGUCAAAGAAAGUAAAUCAGAAAAGGUCAACAGUGACUUUAUACGAAAUACACAUGAAACCAAAUCCGAUUCCAAGUUGGAUAAGUCCAUGAAGAGUGGAGAAUGGGACAUGUUUGCUGACCAGGAUAACUUUGAUAGUGUUGAUACACCAACUGCAGGUAAACCGAAAAACAAAAACACAGCAGAAAAUCCAUCGUUGACGGACAAUUGGGACGACGCUGAAGGCUAUUACAGAGUACGUAUCGGUGAGAUGCUGGAUAAUCGUUACACCGUGUACGGAUACACUGGACAAGGCGUGUUCUCAAACGUAGUGCGCGCCAGAGACCAGGCACGCAACAACACUGAUGUGGCCGUUAAAAUUAUCAGGAAUAAUGAGAUUAUGCACAAGACAGGCCUUCGAGAGUUGGAGAUCCUCAAACGUCUCAACGAUGCCGACCCCGAAGACAAAUUCCACUGCCUCCGCUUAUUCCGUCACUUUUUCCACAAAAGACAUUUGUGUAUGGUAAUGGAGCCUCUCUCCAUGAACCUUAGAGAGGUUCUGAAAAAGUACGGCAAGAAUAGCGGUAUACAUAUCAAAGCAGUACGCAGUUACACACAACAGAUGCUUUUAGCUCUAAAAUUAUUAAAGAAAACAGGAAUUUUGCAUGCAGAUAUCAAACCUGAUAAUAUUCUUGUUAAUGAAAAUAAACUAAUGUUGAAGCUAUGUGACUUUGGAGCGGCCGGGCACGUGUCCGACAAUGAAAUUACUCCUUACUUGGUAUCACGAUUCUACAGAUCACCGGAAAUCAUUCUUGGUGUCUCAUAUGACCAUGGAAUCGAUAUGUGGUCAACAGCAUGCACAGUGUAUGAACUUUCUACAGGAAAAAUAAUGUUCAGCGGCAAAUCAAAUAAUGAAAUGUUAAAAUAUUUUAUGGAUCUGAAGGGGAAAAUACCAAACAAGAUCAUUAAGAAAGGAUACUUUAAAGAACAACAUUUUGAUGCUAAUUGCAACUUUUUAUAUCACGAAUUAGAUAAGAUUACAGAGAGGGAAAAGAUCGUAAUAAUAUCAAGUAUAAAACCAACGAGGGAUUUGCAAACUGAGCUCGCCCCGCCACAUCACAGACUUCCUGCACCAGAAGCUAAAAAGAUCACACAGCUUAAAGAUCUUUUAGAACGUAUGCUCAUGUUGGACCCAGCCAAACGAGCUUCCGUCAACCAUUGCCUGGCUCACCCUUUCAUACAAGAAAAAAUCUAAAUAAGAUGUCCAGUAACUAUAGAACAUGUUAAAAAACCUUGUCUUAUUCGUAGGGUACGACUUGAUACUGAAAUUAGUGUUGUAAGGAUGUAAUCCUGUUUAUGUAUUAAGUAUUUGAGGAUUCAUAAACUUCAUUAUCAUAUUUAAUUUAGUUAAUGUUGUAAGAUUCGUAUUUUUUGCAAUAGUUUUUUUUUGUCUUUAUUCUCCUUACCCUUUUUUCGUGUUUGACAAGGUUUUUUAGC
Molecule: messenger RNA, 3103 nt
Organism: Spodoptera exigua (beet armyworm)
Lineage: Eukaryota; Metazoa; Arthropoda; Insecta; Lepidoptera; Noctuidae
Source: the annotation of a GenBank genome assembly